Messenger RNA from Metopolophium dirhodum (rose-grain aphid), 367 nucleotides. Its product is annotated as myb/SANT-like DNA-binding domain-containing protein 3. The record is from RefSeq and is a predicted model, not a curated record. The transcript is spliced from 2 exons. The coding region runs from base 20 to 367 and encodes 115 amino acids. NCBI's taxonomy places the organism in Eukaryota, Metazoa, Arthropoda, Insecta, Hemiptera, Aphididae.
CGUACAUUACGAAUAUAAAAUGGACACUUCAAGUAAACUGAAACGUUCAGCUAACUUUUCGGCAUCUGAAACUGAUUUUUUAGUAUCGCUUGUGAAGAAGCACAAAUCAGUAAUAGAAUGUAUGAAAACCGAUACCGUAAAUGCAAAAAUGAAAAAAGAAGCAUGGAUCAUUAUUCAAGAUGAGUAUAAUAGCCAGUCCAUUGAAAAUCCCCGUACGGCACUAAUCUUGAAAAAUAAAUAUAACAACGUCAAGCAAGUAGUAAAAAAGCAUUAUGCCGAUGAAAGGGUAUUCCGUCGGGGCACUGGAGGUGGACCAACUAGAUUGUUUCCUGAAUCACAUGUAACGUCACAGCAUUUUUUGCAUUAA